CCACCUAUAUAAUUCCCCCUCCUCCCACUUCGUCACCAUCAAAGCAAAUCAAGAAUCCAACCAAAAGCAGUCCAAUCCAAGGAGACCGAUCGAGAUCAGCCAAGCGAGAGAGAGAAUGGAGGGCAGGAUGUUCGGGCUGGAGACCCCGCUGAUGACGGCGCUGCAGCACCUGCUGGACAUCCCCGACGGCGAGUCCACGGGCGGCGUUGGCGGCGGCGCGGGCGGCGUCGAGAAGCAGGGCCCGACGCGUGCCUACGUCCGCGACGCGCGCGCCAUGGCGGCCACCCCGGCGGACGUGAAGGAGCUCCCCGGCGCGUACGCGUUCGUGGUGGACAUGCCCGGGCUGGGGUCCGGCGACAUCAAGGUGCAGGUGGAGGACGAGCGGGUGCUGGUGAUCAGCGGCGAGCGGCGCAGGGAGGAGAAGGAGGACGCCAAGUACCUGCGCAUGGAGCGCCGCAUGGGCAAGUUCAUGCGCAAGUUCGUGCUGCCGGAGAACGCCGACAUGGACAAGAUCUCCGCCGUCUGCCGCGACGGCGUGCUCACCGUCAACGUCGACAAGCUGCCGCCGCCAGAGCCCAAGAAGCCCAAGACCAUCAACGUCCAGGUCGCGUGAGCUCGCCCCUCCCGUGUGGCACAUCGUAUCGGAUCGAAGCUGAGUGGAUAGUGUCGAGAACGAGUUCCCGGACCCCGGUGAUGAGUGAUGUGUCUCUGUUUUUAAUUUUCUGCUUGCUUACUGCGUAGUACUCCUGGUACGGUUUAUCUGAGGUUGUCUUGUCGGUUCGCAAGGACGGUGGUGAUGGUUUGCUGUUUCGGUUCACCUGCUUUGCCUGAAUAAAUGUAUGAAUCUCUUGGCCAUCUUUUAUCUGAAAAUUAAGAAGCGAGUUUGCGGGUUAA
Molecule: messenger RNA, 894 nt
Organism: Brachypodium distachyon (stiff brome)
Lineage: Eukaryota; Viridiplantae; Streptophyta; Magnoliopsida; Poales; Poaceae
Product: 17.5 kDa class II heat shock protein
Exons: 1
Coding region: 116-613 (165 amino acids)
Biological process (GO): protein folding; protein complex oligomerization; response to hydrogen peroxide
Source: RefSeq, a predicted model, not a curated record